AUGGCUCCCAAACUAUACAUUGCCCACGACACCUGCUCUCGUGCCACGCAACUCAUUGCCAACGAGCUCAACCUCAACCUUGAGCUAGUCCACUUCGACGUUGUCGGCAAGAGCACCUCCAAUGGCGAUGAAUUUGUUGCUGUCAACCCGCUCCUCUACGUCCCCUGCCUGAAGCUGGACAACGAGAACCAGGACGUCAUCUCCGAGACCAUCGUCAUCUGUUCCUACCUCGCCGACCAGCACCCCGAGGCCGGCCUCAUCCCUGCAGCCGGCACUCUGGAGCGUGUCAAGUACGACCAAUUCCUCGUCCAAGUGGCCACCGAGAUUGCCCAGAAGCACAUCCCUUUGAUGCGCAAGCUCAUGACACCUGAAGGCGUCGAAUUCAACUCCAACAAGCUAAAGAAGGCCUAUAAGCUGCUUGACGAUCGUCUGGCCGUCAAUCCCUACCUGUUUGGCGAGAACCUCACCAUUGCUGAUGCUUACGUCUGGGGCACUCUGUGGAACAGCCGCUCUGGCGUCGACAUAAGCCAUCUGAAGAACAUUGCCGCCUGGAAGGAGCGUCUUGAGACUCGUCCCGCUGCUAUCAAGAGUCUUAAGGACGAGGCCGAGAUUGUCGCUCUUCACAAGGCCAAAAUUGCUGCUUCUAGUGCUUAA
Trichoderma reesei QM6a is the source of this 654-nucleotide messenger RNA. RefSeq lists its product as uncharacterized. NCBI's taxonomy places the organism in Eukaryota, Fungi, Ascomycota, Sordariomycetes, Hypocreales, Hypocreaceae. Bases 1 to 654 code for a protein of 217 amino acids. The transcript has a single exon. The record is from RefSeq and is a predicted model, not a curated record.